GUGUGUUUCACACACAUGAUUAUAUCACAGAGGAAGGAUGACUUCAAAAAGUAUUGUGUAGGUUGAGAUAACAAUUAGAUGACACAAUUUGAUGUUUCGGACUUUGCAAUGAUUGCAAAUGAUCAGGUAGCGGAUGCUUUUCAACAUGUGUAUUGUCUUCCUCGCAGGCUUUAUUUCCCCGUGGCUCUCAGAUAAGCCCAUGUGUGAUGACUCUGGCACUUUGCUUUGUGUUGCUGAGUGUGCAGGCCCCAUGUCCAUCGGGCCCCAGGUUCUGUAGUCAGCAGGCGUUAAGGGUCUAUCUUUUUGGGACAGGUGAAGCCUUUGUUCUCAGAAUGAUGCACUUCGUGUUUCAAAGUGUGUCACUUUUUUUAUCAUCACAAAGUUCAGUCUGACAUUGGCCGCUAUCUGCACAGGACAAACAUUCCAGCCACAAGGACAUAGAACCCGAUAGAAAAACCAAACAAAGUGGUUGGUGAAACACUGUGGUGUACAUUCAUGCUGGAAUACGUUGGAACUUCUGCACACUUUAUGGAGAACACUGCUCAUCUUUACAUGGCAGUCUUGAGUAGAGCUCCUUUCCAGAAGCCUAGAUUACAGCAAGGACGCCAGGCAGGACAAUAACUCCUCCUCUACUCUCAAAUCCCCUUUUAUAAUCCUGUCAGAGAUGUGCCGGCAGCACAAGGUGUGUUGUUUGUACACCGCUCUUGUCAAGGUGCACCUUCUUUUCAGCUGCGGGAAAGUAACAUGGAAAAGUGUCUUAUUUGAGUCCUGAGUCAACACCAACUGUCCGGGCUAACAUGGUGGAUGUGGUGUUACCACACACAAUGCCAUCAGAAAGCGAGGUUCAUGUGGCCAGAUGCUUUCUCACCAAGAUUUUGCGAAGCUCAAUGAGGAAGAACCGCUUCAAAGGAAAGAAUGAUUCGAGCUCUCGGCCUCAUACCUGGCAUUCCUCCAAGCUGAAAGAGGAGGAGUCUGAGUCUCCUGGCAGAGAGUCGACCCUGGUGGCAGUGUGGCAGCCAAAAGAACCAAGGUCCAACGAGUCAUCCUUUCGAGUGGACCAGAAUAACAGGCUUCUGCUAACUGCCCAGCACAGUCCAGUGAACAGCAUGAAGAAACUUGAGCGUCCGGCUCAACCGUUCACGGCAGAUCUUUCUUCCCCAACCAAGUACACCAGCAACAUUGAGGCUCUCAGUGGUACACAAAGCAGAGGAGGCUCAUUCAACUGUUUCUCCAGUGGAUCAAGCCCUCACUUUUUAGAUCCCAGCCUGCUCAGCAGGAAGGGAACGAGUAUUGAAAACAUUUUUUUUAAGGGUUUUGGAAGUGGGGGGUCUGUUACAGGCGAGCGCCCAAACUACUUGCAGGCUCUUCACUUGGAGGGGUCAUGGUUGAAGGAGCGGAACUCAUCUCGAAAGUCAGGUGAGCUUCGGCCUAGCACUGGACCCCUGUGGCAGGUACCGGAAAAGAAGCCCCAGUCUUCCCCUCCCUCAUUACCCAAUGACAGUUUUGCCUCCACAAAGGUGUUCCCUUAUUUUGAGGGGCCUGUUAGAGAUCGAAAGAAUCAUGAGAGGUCGGGUGAAAAGCUCACUGAGAGUAACAAAUCCCACAUGGAAAAAGAGUUUAGACGCAGCUUCACCCCACUGUCUGACAGGGAGUUAGUCCAUCUCAGUCACAGCCAACCACGCCCAAGCAAACAUUUCUCCUUGUCCAGCACUGAUAUUAGACCGUCUCAUUACAAUAACACACCUGACCACUAUAGUGAUGAGCGUCCAGCAUGCUUAGCUCCUCCCACCAAUAUUCAAAGCAUUGGAAGUUACUAUCGCAGUCUACAGGAUCUGCCGAUGAAGGAGUCUGGCUGUAAAGAGGUCUGGCGCUCCUCAGUGUCCAUUGCUACUACAAACCCGAAAAUAGAAAACAGUGAACGCAACAUGUACUCCAGCUUGGUAAACAAGAACACAAAGCCCCACACGCCAUACAAGGAAAAUAAAAAUAGUUGCGCUCUAAGAAAUGUUCUCCUUGACCAUCAAAGUUCUGGACGCUCUCACUGCCAUGCUGUAAAGAAAACUGGAGGGCAGACAAUUUUAGCAGCUCAUCAAAAAAAUAAGCAUAUCAGCCUCUUUAGACUCCACGGCCCCUGGGUGCCUCAAGAAGACCACAGAAUAUCCCCUUUGAGGACUCCAUUGCUUCACUCUCUGGCAAAGGAGAGUAGAAUUCAGCAAACAGUGAGGCUCACAAGUAUUGUGUCACCCCAGGAUGUCUACGACUCCAUGGUCACCAGCGGUGGUAAAGUCAGUCGGCGCAGUGACCGCUACGCCACCGCCCUACAAAGUGAUGUAAGGGAGAAGCGAGCUCAGCUCCAAAAAAGCUGUAGUGCCGCAGCAUUGACUUGCAAUGUUGAUGAUGCGGACCUGGCGGAGUGGAAAUCCACAGAGAAUCUUACAUCAUGUAGUAUCUCUUCCUCAAACACAUACAAAGAACAUCUGAAAGAGGCGCAGGCCAGGGUUCUUAAGGCGACCUCCUUCCAGAGACGUGAUCUAGACCCCCUUGGAGUAGAGGGACCAGCCACCAAAAGCGCCAAUGGUCGGGUGAGAGGGUAUAAGCGCCUUCCUUUGAACAAGCGGACGUAUUCCUUCUCAGAACCAGACAAGAUAGACAAGCUAGGGAUGGACAGAGAACAUCUGGUUUCAUCAUUUGACCAAAUGAAGUCGUUAGAGGCCAAGCCUACAUUUUCUAAGCCAGUUAAGCCAGUGUCAAAGUCUAGCACAGAUCUAAACACUUGUGAAGGCAACACAAUUGAAACCAAGAACAAAACUUUAGCAGGAGAGGCUCAGGAGAUUGAUUUGUCAGCGGAGGUCAGUCGCCUUUACCCCCCAUGGGAGGAGGUCCAACAGGACCAACAAAGACUUGGAACCUUCGCAGAGUACCAGGCCUCAUGGAGCAAACCGAAGAAGACAUCUGAGGCCAAGAUUAAAGGCAGGUAUUACUCGGCAGAGAACAUCUUGGAUUCUGAAGCUGAGGCUGUGUGCUUCCACGAGAGAUCCAGAUCUUCUCCUUCUGCAGACUUCCAUACUCAGAAUAGUCCGUCCCUGUUGAGAAAUCCCCAAUCCAAGCAAAGGAAUGGCGGAAACCAGGGCCCGGUUCCAGGCACACCUGACUACCAGACCAGCCACGACCCCGCCUAUAUUGCGGCCUCCUCCUGCCCUGGUAGCCUGGGUCCACCUCUCGACUCCCAGCACCCAGAAAAACACCCACAAGCCAAUGGGGUGACACCAUCCAAGUCACAUUUAGGCCUGGAAACAGCAUCCCCAUUUUUGCUCUCAGCUGGGGCUUUGGAAAACCAAGCAAUGGUCUUGGGCACCCAGCAGAAUGCCUCUACUGAGAGAGCGACCCCUGCUGACCAUCUCCACUUCUGCAGGAUGCCUGAAUUUAAAAGGAAUAAGGAAGAAGCGGUGAAAAACAAGAAGUCAGCAUCGUCCACCUCAUUGUCUCUCCUUGCAGAAAAUCAAGCUCAGAUUCAGAUUCCCUCGCCACAGUUUGCCCCCUUGAGGCCGACAGAGAAACAGCCGACUGUGUCCAUGCAGGAGGACUCAAGUCUCAGGUCUGAAAAUGACUCCAAGCCACCAGACCUUCAGAUUGUCCAAAACGAAAAUAGCACCGAUGUAUCUUGCCAGGGGACAAUAGUCCUUUCGUCAGACAUGCGCUGGUCUCCUAGCAGCAACACCUUUGGCAUCUUCAAGCAGCCCGCUGAUGCCAUCCCCCUGCAAGAGAUGCCACCUGCCUCACCUUCUGUCUGCAGUCAACAGCCGACUGAGGACUUGGGACAAGGCUCUAACCGAGGCAACAUUCUUGAGUUAGGCCUAACGGGGGAAGAGGCCAAGAGAGAUCAGCUGGUGAAGGACAUCAUGGGCAAAGACAAAUCCCUGGUGGAGAUCUUGGAUCACAGUGGAAGGAAGACCACUAUGGAUCUGAUGGAAGGAAUAUUUCCCUCAGAUGAGCAGAUCUUGCAGCGCAGAAGAACCUCCAAUGGUUCCAGGCUACCCAUCACAAGCAGGAGGGAGGAAGACGACGUUUCUGCGGCAAGUUCCCUGGUACCCAGCUCCUCCUACUACAACACGUCAGCUCCAAAGGCGGAGCUUCUUAUCAAGAUGAAGGACAUGCAGGAACAACUGCAGGAGUCUGAAGAUGAGCUGGACGUGGACCUGGCGAGUAAAAAGCACAAGCUGAUUUCCAGCUUGGCAAAAAAGCUGGAGGUGCUUCGAGAAGCACGCCACAGCCUGCAGGAGGAUGUAGAAGACAACGAGGCUUUGGGCCUUCAGGUAGAGACCACCGUGCAGCGUCUCUGCUUGCCCAACCAGCUCGACAAGUUCCGGAUGUUUGUGGGUGACCUGGACAAGGUCGUGAGCUUGCUGCUGUCGCUGUCGGGUCGUCUCGCCCGGGUGGAGAACGCUCUGAACAGCCUGGAAGAUGAAGCGCCCCCCGAGGAAAAGCGCACCCUGGCCGAGAAGCGCAAAGUGCUGAUACGUCAGCAUGAGGAUGCAAAGGAACUGAAGGAGAACCUCGAUCGCCGGGAGCGUCUGGUCUCCGCCAUCAUGGAGGACCACUUGGACACGGCACACCUGGAUGACUAUCGCCAUUUUGUAAAGAUGAAAUCUGCUCUCAUCAUCGAGCAGCGCAAGCUAGAAGACAAGAUCAAGCUGGGCGAGGAGCAGCUCAAGUGCCUGCUGGACAGUCUUCCACUGGAGCAGAGGCCGUGGCUCUGAUACCUUCCUUGGCCCGAGUCGGGAAACAAACACUCCACGGGCAUCUGGACUGGUGACACUGGCACGGCCUCGAAAUGUUUUUUUGCAAGAGCAGAUAGAAACAAAAAACUGGUGGAUUGUGUUCAAACAACACGGGCUCUCGACAUGAGAAAAACAUUCUUCAAAUGAUCUGACUUUGGAACUUGGCUAUCUUUAGUCCUUCUUCACCAGUUGGUUCUAAGUUCAGGGUAAUUUAUUCAAAACCGGCUGGUGACGGACAUAAAGAGGAGUGGUAUAUGUGUGCUAUCCAACAAUAGGAGAAGAAGAAUGCAGAUUUACAACAUUGACAUUUUCGGAGUCACAUUGACAAAGUCCUAUAGGGGGAACUAGGGUUGUACGCUAUACUGGUGCUAGUAUAGUAUUGCAGUACUAAUGAAUCAAAAUGGUAAUAUACUUUGGUUGAAAAGUACCGUUUCUCCAUUUAUUGAUUUAUUUAAUGGGCAUGACGGCGCGUCACGUAAUGACGUUGCUGGUUUUACGAGCAGAGGAGCAUGUUGGGCAGUGCACACACACAGAGUACUUACAAGCAGAAACUGAGUGUAGACAGAAAAGGGAGAACGGACGCAUUUUGGCUUGAAAAGUAAAGAUAAAGGUGAAGUUAUAACAUUAAAAAACUUCAUGAAGAGGUGCUUCAAGACAUGGCUAGCUAGCUAGCAACUAACAUCCAUCCGCAGUCGGCAGUGUUUUAGCUACUUCUAAAUCAUUAAUCCGCACUUCCAUGGCGACAAAUAAAGUACGUUUCUUAUACCAUUAUCACUGGAGGACGAGGAAUAGCUAAACAUGCAUCAUACAAUAGCUAAAUGCUAACAGCUAGCUAGCACCCCAGAAUGUAAACAAAUGCCAUUGGUGGAUCUAAGCCUAACAUCCACUGUAAUGAUACCAAGUGUACCUAGUUGAUUCUACUAUAAUUACAUCGAAAUUUUUUAUCAUCACAAAAUCUUUUUUUCCCUUUCUUUUAAAUGUAUAUUAUGUUUAUAAACUCAAGAACUAUGUCCCUGGACACAUGAGGACUUUGAACAUGACCAAUGUAUGAUCCUUCAACUACUUGGUAUCGGUUGGAUACCUAAAGUUAUGGUAUCAUCCAAAACUAAUGUAAAGUAUCCAAACAAGAGAAGAAUACGUGAUUAUUGCAUUUUAACAGAAGUGUAGAUAGAACAAGUUAAAAGAGAAAAUAAGCAGAUAUUAACAGUAAAUGAACAAUUAGAUUAAAAAUCCAUUUUUACAGUUUGUCCCUCAUAAUGUGUACAAAAGAAUAGGUGUAUAAAUGACACAAUAUGUUACUGCAUAUGUCAGCAGACUAAUUAGGAGUCUGUUUAAUUGUUUACUUACUACUACCCCCAGGGCAGCUGUGGCUACUGAUGUAGCUUACCACCACCAGGUGUGAAUGAAUGUUGAGUCCCACUUCUCUGUGCGCGCUUUGAGUGUCUAGAAAAGCACAAUACAAAUCCAAGUUAUUAUUAUUAUUAUUACUAAAAGACAAGUUGUCUAGUAUGUUCAACAUUUUAUUUAAGGACUAAAUUGCAAUAAUAAACACAUGUUUCCUGUACCCUAAGAUGUUUUGUUAAAAUAAAGCCCACAAUGCCA
Molecule: messenger RNA, 6380 nt
Organism: Nerophis ophidion (straightnose pipefish)
Lineage: Eukaryota; Metazoa; Chordata; Actinopteri; Syngnathiformes; Syngnathidae
Product: protein Shroom2-like
Exons: 11
Coding region: 798-4757 (1319 amino acids)
Biological process (GO): actin filament organization
Cellular component (GO): adherens junction; apical junction complex; cortical actin cytoskeleton
Molecular function (GO): actin filament binding
Source: RefSeq, a predicted model, not a curated record